Molecule: messenger RNA, 990 nt
Organism: Echinostoma caproni
Lineage: Eukaryota; Metazoa; Platyhelminthes; Trematoda; Plagiorchiida; Echinostomatidae
Source: the annotation of a GenBank genome assembly
AUGUCGGCACAGGCUCUUGUCACUAAAAAAAGAAAAGAAUUUAUUGGUUUACCGGCUCCACUUGGAUAUGCUGCUGGUAUCGGUCGAGGUGCAGUUGCGUUCACAACCCGUUCCGAUAUCGGUCCAGCUCGUGAAGCCAAUGAUGUUUCUGACGAGCGACAUGUUGCCCCUUCAAAAAGGCGAAAGGAACAGGAAGAAGAAGAGGAAGAUUUAAACGAGUCGAAUUACGAUGAAUUCACUGGUUACGGGGGAAGUUUGUGCUCCAAGGAUCCUUAUGAAAAAGAUGAUCAAGAAGCGGACGCCAUCUAUGCGUCCAUUGAUGAUCGUAUGGAUGAAAGACGACGGGAGUAUCGUGAGAAGCGAUUUCGUGAAGAGAUGGAACGAUAUCGUCGUGAACGCCCUAAGAUUCAACAGCAGUUUAUGGAUCUAAAGCGCGAUUUGGCUAAUGUAUCCGAAAAUGAAUGGAAUGCCAUUCCUGAGGUGGGCGAUGCACGCAACCGCAAACAACGAAAUCCACGCUAUGAGCGAUUUACGCCAAUGCCAGAUAGUAUUCUGGCUAAGGGACUUUCAGAUGGUCAAACCACAACUUCAGUAAAUGUACUUGAACAACGUCUGGGUGGCAUCACCACACCGUUCACGUCUCAGGCGCAGCAGAUGGACAUUGAUAUGAAGAAAAUCGGUGAAGCUCGAACCUCGCUAAUGGACAUCCGACUGACACAGGUUUCUGACAGCGUUUCUGGCCAAACUGUGGUGGAUCCCAAAGGUUAUCUAACCGAUCUGCAAUCGAUGAUUCCGCAGCACGGUGGUGACAUAAACGACAUGAAGAAAGCUCGGCUUUUGUUAAAAUCCGUGCGUGAGACGAAUCCGAAACAUCCUCCUGCUUGGAUUGCAUCAGCUCGAUUAGAAGAGAUUGCAGGAAAGCUGCAAGUAGGCCACUUUUUCUAUUUCUUUAAUACUGUCGUUCGAUCCUCUCAUACGUUGUGCACUUGA